CUGCCUUAUUCCUCAGCACCAAACCACCUCCGCUUUAUAUAUUUCCACCAAAUCCCCUUUCUUCUCCAUCGUUUCUUUUCCAAAUCCAAUCAAAUCUUAAAUUUGUAGUAAAGUGAAGCUACAACAUCUAUCUGUAUAGAUUGAAGAUGUUAGCCCUUUUCGAUAGCCAAUCCGUUCCCUCACCACCGGAGCUUCAAAGUCCGGCGUCAUUUCGCCUACCGACGGCGAAGCCCAAACUUCCUCGAGAAAUUCUCGAUCAUUUCCUUUCUUCCGGUUCUCGUGGAGCUCUGUCUAUGUCUUUUGGAAAUGCAGCGUCCAUAGCGUUCGAUCCAUCUGCAUCUCAUUCCGCUCACCAUCAAAUGUUGUUUUGUGGCUUAGAUGAAAUGUACUGUAUGUUCAAGGGGAGUUUGAACAACCUGAGUCGGUUGAACAAGCAGUACGGGCUUUCAAAAGCUACGAAUGAAGCCAUGUUCGUGAUCGAAGCUUAUCGAACCCUAAGAGACCGUGGGCCAUACCCAGCCGAUCAAGUUCUUAAAGAACUCGAAGGAAACUUCGCCUUUGUGGUUUUUGACCGCAAGGCCGGCUCUGUAUUUGCAGCUCUGGAUGCAAAUGAGGGAAUGGAUUUGUAUUGGGGGACUGCCGCCGAUGGCUCUCUUGUAAUAUCGGACAAGUUGGAGGUGAUUAAAGCUGGAUGUGCCAAGUCAUUUGCACCAUUUCCACCUGGUUGUAUGUUCCACAGCGAGAGAGGGCUAAUGAGUUUCGAACAUCCGACAAAGAAGAUGAAGGCAAUGCCUAGAAUUGAUAGUGAGGGAGUUAUGUGUGGGGCAAACUUUAAGGUUGAUGUCCAAUCAAGGGUUCACACCAUGCCACGUGUCGGAAGCGAAGCCAACUGGGCAACCUGGGGUUCACAUGCCUGAUUAUUCAUUCUACUUAUUUCUGUCUUUUUUUCUUUUUCAAGUUUUUAUGUUUGUAUAUAUUUUUGUUUUUGCGCUUCCGGAAGCUCUAUUUGGACUUUCAGAGUUUUCUCUAAGAUUCGAUUAAUGAAAAGCAAAUGUUUUACCAUUUUUAUAUCA
Molecule: messenger RNA, 1073 nt
Organism: Cucumis melo (muskmelon)
Lineage: Eukaryota; Viridiplantae; Streptophyta; Magnoliopsida; Cucurbitales; Cucurbitaceae
Product: stem-specific protein TSJT1-like
Exons: 4
Coding region: 147-917 (256 amino acids)
Source: RefSeq, a predicted model, not a curated record